Molecule: messenger RNA, 1887 nt
Organism: Entamoeba dispar SAW760
Lineage: Eukaryota; Evosea; Mastigamoebida; Endamoebidae
Product: 5'->3' exoribonuclease, putative
Exons: 1
Coding region: 1-1887 (628 amino acids)
Biological process (GO): nuclear-transcribed mRNA catabolic process
Cellular component (GO): nucleus
Molecular function (GO): RNA binding; 5'-3' RNA exonuclease activity
Source: RefSeq, a predicted model, not a curated record
AUGGGAGUUCCUUCAUUAUACCGUUGGUUAUGUAAAACAGUUCCUAACCUUUCAAGAAGAGCUAUAGAACAUUUUGAUAUUGACCUAACACGUAAUAAUCCAAAUGGAAGAGAAUUUGAUAAUUUAUAUAUUGAUGUUAAUGGACUAAUACAUAAUUCUAUUGACAAACAAACUAUUGAAGAAGUUAUAGAACAUAUACAAAAUCAAUUAAUGAGAAUUAUUAUGAUAGUUAGACCUAGAAAUUUACUUUAUAUUGCUAUUGAUGGUGUAUGUCCGAUUGCAAAAAUGAUUCAACAAAGAAAGAGAAGAUUUACUACUGAUUGUCUUGAAGGAAAUGCUAUUACUCCAGGAACUGAACUUAUGGAAAAAAUUAGUACUGGAAUUGAAUCAUUUAUUUUAAAUCAAAUGAAUAAUAAAGGAUUAGAUUAUUGGAGAAGAGUUAAAGUUAUUGUUUCUGGUGUUCAUGUUCCAGGAGAAGGAGAACAUAAAAUUAUUGAAUAUAUUAGAAGUCAAGAACGAACAAAUGAAAGUCAUGUCAUUUAUGGAGAAGAUGCAGAUCUUUUAUUGUUAAGUUUAGUUCUUCAUUAUGACUCAAUAUUUAUAUUAAGGAAAGAUACAAGACAAAUAUUUGAUAAAAGUAAAAAAGGAAGUAAACCAGCAAGAAAUGGAAUAGGAAAAAGUAAAGUAAUAAAAGACAAAAUAAAAAAAAUUGAAAACGAAAAGGUUGCAAAAGAAAAAAAAGAAUUAAAAAAAGUCUUUGGAAGUGAUGAUGAUGAAUUUUUAAUUCCUUUUGAAUUUGCUAAUAUUUCUCUUAUUAGUAAAAGAUUAUCGGAAUUGUCUAGUCAAUAUGGAAAUCCUAUUGAAAGACUGGAAUUAGAAAAUGAUUUUAUUUAUUUAAUGUCAAUUGCUGGAAAUGAUUUUCUUCCAAAUAUUGAAGGAAUUGAUAUUUAUGCAGGAGCAUUAAAUACAGUGUUAAGUACUUAUUUCCAAUUACAUUCAAAAGGAAUUAAAAUUACAGAAAAUGGAAAAGUUAAUAAUAAUGGUGUUCAUACUUUUUUUAUAGAAUUGGUUCAAUAUGAACAAAAAUUAAUAGAGAAUCAAAUGAAAACUAGAAGAGGUUCUGCUCAACCAAUUUGUGGUUUUGUUAAUAUUGAUACAAAUAAAACAAUUAAAUUAGGACAAUCAGGAUACAAAGAACGUUAUGUUCAAACAUAUUUUAUGAAUAAAGAAGAAUAUAUUAAAGACACUGUUAAAAGUUAUUUAGAAGGAAUGAAUUGGGUUUUUAAUUAUUAUUGUGGUAAUACCUUUUCAUGGAAAUGGGGUUAUAAACCUCAUUAUGCACCAUUACUAUGUCAUUUUGUUGACUACUUUCAACCAAUAGAAGUUACUACAAUAGCAGAAGAUGAUGGUCCAGUUCAUCCUAUAGAACAACUCAUUGCUGUUUUACCUCCUAAAAGUAUUCAUCUUAUUCCAAAACCACUUCAAGCAAUUUACAACCUUCCAGAAUUCAAAAAAACUAUUCCAGAACAUGUGAUUAUUGACGUACAUGGACAAGAUGUUUCUUAUAAAGGAACACCAUUAGUUGGAUUCCCAGAUAUAUCUCUUAUUCAUCAAUAUGUAGAAGAACAUAUCAAAGAAUUAAAUAAACUUGAAUUAAUAAGAAAUCAAUUAUCACAAGAAGUAUUGUUUGUUUAUUAUAAAAUACCAAAUUUCAAUACAAUUAUAGAACCUACAGUAAUUGAUAUUAAACAUAAUGAAAUAAAAGGAAUAUUAAAAGAGAUGAAAUACUCUUUGCAUUCAUUCUAUUAUCCAAUUCAACAUGGAACAAUAAAAGAAUUACAAAACGAUUUGAUACUUGGGUAUUUUUUUACUCAUUCACCUCAAUAA